UUCACUAAUUUAAUAUCGAAGAAAAAGGAAGACAUUUCAAAGAAUGUCCACACAAUCUCCACAAAUUUCUCCAACAAAAAGCUUUGCCAAAGCCAUGGCACUUAUCACCUCUCCUAAUCUUUCAUUUUGAUAGACUCUUACACGCUUCGGUUAGGUGCAUUACGGGUCCUUCAAGUCCCCGUGUUCGGAGCGUGGAGGACCCCUUUCAUCCUCCUUUCCUCCAUCCCCUUGGUUUCCUGGAAAUACGUUGUUGCGUUUUCUUUCAAUUUUUCGUUAACAAUUUUAGAUUUUCUUCUCCUUGUAAAACUUCCUGUGAAACAAAUUAUGUAUAAAGGGUGUUAUACCGGAGUGGAUAGAAUGGUGAUAUCAGUUGUUAUUUGAAGGACUUCCAAAAUAUACAAAUUCCAUAUAUUUAUUUUUUCGUGUGCAUUGUCGUAAGAUUGUAUUUGUUUGUUAUCAUUCGAAACAAAUUAUAUUAUACGAUAGCAUAGAGAAUGAACUGUUUGCCAUGCCUUAGAAAGAAGAAUCCAGAAGAAAAAAAAUCAGGUGAAAAGAAGUCAGAUGGAAAGGAAGGUGAAGGGGAGUUGCCUGUGGCACAACCUAAAGAAGACCCCCUUUCCAAACAAUCCUCUUCUUCAAACAAACAAGAUGAAAGUAGUGACGACGAUUCUAUAGAUGAUCAACCAACAGGUUCAGCCCGUAGAUUCAAAUACAACGAUUUGGCCUCAGCCACCAACAAUUUCGAGUUGGAAUCUCUAUUAGGGGAAAGCGGAAAUGGAAAGGUUUAUAAAGGAACGCUGGUGGAUGACAAGGUUGUGGCUGUGAAGCAACUUAAGAAACAAGGAACAAAAGCAAAAAAGGAGUUCAUAGAAGAAGUGAACAAAUUGAGUGAUCUUCACCAUCCAAAUCUUGUCGAACUUUUUGGAUAUUGCGCGGAUCAUGUCAACAGGAUUUUGGUAUAUGAGUACAUGCCAAUGGGUUCGAUUAAAGAUCAUCUACAUGAUCUUCCUCCAGGCAAAAAACCAUUAGAUUGGAUCUCAAGGAUGAAAGUCGCAGCAGGAGUCGCACAUGCUGUGGAGCAUUUACAUGAAAAGGUUAAUCCACCAGUUCUAUGUGGUAACAUUAGAUCUACAAAUGUUUUGUUAGACAGAAAUUUUGAGCCGAAGGUUACGGAUUACGGGCUUGUGAAUCUAGAAAGCUCAUCCGGUAGUAAUGUGCAUAAAAGUGUGGUGGGAUCGGUUGGUUGUGCUCCAGAAUCCGAACAUACGGGUGAACUCACCGUCAAAUCCGAUGUCUAUAGCUUUGGAGUUAUACUACUCGAGCUUAUCACCGGGAGAAAAGCAUUGGACACCUCUCGGCCAACUAAGGAGCAAAAUCUUGUUUCUUGGGCACAAGCAUAUAUUAAAGAUCCAAAUAGAUUCCAAGAACUGGGUGACCCAAUGUUCAAAGGAGUAGUUCCAGAAAAGAAUAUAAAUAAAGCAAUUGAGGUGGCGGCUAUGUGUCUACAAGAUGAGUCGAGUGCCCGCCCGUUGAUAUCGGACAUUUUAGGAGCUCUAACCCUCCUCACCCUAGCUCAUCAUGAAGAGUUUACUACCCAACAAAAAUACCCGUCGUCAUCAUCAUCGUCAUCAUCAUCAGAUUCUGACUCAGAUACAGAGUUAGGUAUAAAGAUAGAGCCGUUUAACCGCCCUGAGCCUGAGACUAGGCCUGAACCUGAGCCUGACUCUGAUUCUGAUUCUGAUUCCGAGUCUGAGCAUGAAUUUGAGCUAGAGCCUGAGCCUGAGCCUGAGUCGGAGCAUGAGCUUGAGUCAGAGCACGAACUUGAAUGGGAAUCAGAGACAGACACGGAGACCGAGCCCGAACCCGAGCCUGAGCCUGAACCCGAACCUGAGCCUGAGCCAGAACUUGAUUCUACAGACUCGGAUUCAGAUUCAGACUCAGACUCAGAUUUAGAGCGGGAGCCAGUGUCCAAGCUCGAACCAGUGCUCGAGCUUGAGUCCAAGCCAGAACCAGUGCUCGAUCCAGUGUCCAAGCCUGAAACGGUGCUCGAGCAAGAGUCCAAGCCUGAACCAGUGUCCAAACCUGAACCAGUUCUGGCACCAGAGUCCAAGCCUGAACCAGUUCUGGAACCAGAGUCCAAGCCUGAACCAGUUCUGGAACCAGAGUCCAAGCAUGAACAAGUGGUCGAGCCAGAGUCCAAGCUCGAAAAAGUGCUCGAACCAGUGUCCAAGCCAGAACCAGUGCUGAAGCCUGAACUAUCCUUUGGUCAAAAGGAUGAAUCUGGGUCGGACCAUGGUUCUGAUGGUUCAUCAGGAACCGCAUACGGUGAAGAUGCUUACAGUGAAGAGGAUUUCUCUGACGAAGACAAAGCUAGCACAACAAUUCUCACAAAGUCAAAAUCUAAGGCCAGAAUGAAAGCAAAAUCCAGCAAAAAGAAAGUGAUGUUCAAAAUAGAAGAAACCGACGACUCGAUAAAGCCAAGCACAAAACGAGUAGAUUCAAGUUAUAAAUCUAAAGUUGACGAUGAUCAAAGUAGUAAGAGCAAAAGCAUGCGUAAAUCCGAUUCGAGGGGAUUUGAUAUAGAGUAUGCAGACGAAAGUGACGAUGAGUUUGAACCUCAAAGGUUCAAAAGUACGAUUUCAAGGUUCGGUGCAGAUUCAAGAAGUUACAGUGGAUACCAGGAUGAUGAGAGUGACGAUGGUUCAAGUACAGAAGGUGCAAAAUAGAGUGAUACAUAUAGAUACCAAUGUCUCAUGUAUAUCAAGUUCGAUUUUCUUCUAAUCAUAUUUUAAGCUUUUUAUCCAAAAAAGAAAAACUACUAUUCAUUAGCUGAUGAUAAUCGAUACCGAGGAUGUAACCAA
Helianthus annuus (common sunflower) is the source of this 2861-nucleotide messenger RNA. RefSeq names its product probable serine/threonine-protein kinase PBL26. The coding region runs from base 495 to 2726 and encodes 743 amino acids. The record is from RefSeq and is a predicted model, not a curated record. The transcript has 5 exons. NCBI's taxonomy places the organism in Eukaryota, Viridiplantae, Streptophyta, Magnoliopsida, Asterales, Asteraceae. Gene Ontology annotation, biological process: protein phosphorylation. Gene Ontology annotation, molecular function: protein kinase activity; ATP binding.